GGGUCCAUAUCUUCGGAAUCCAUCCCGCCGAACCGGUGUAGUGUCCAAGGGGGGCUGGAUCCCGUCGGCUGGUGAGGUGGUGUGGUAUCCAUGAGCCAUCGAUCAUCAUCCCAAUUUUCUUCUUCUUGAGGGGAACACUUUAUCUUAAACGGGCUUACCACCGCUACAGGCUUUCCUUCCCACACCGUAGGCAACUUAAACUUCAGACUCAUUUCUUCUUACAAACUGUUGCUAACAAAUGACUUCUCUCCGCGCGUUCUACAAUUUAAGCACAUAUUUCCAAGGUCAUCCCUUCUACAUCUCAAAGUCGUUCACUCCUACAAGGUCACACCCACUCAAGGUCGUGAGUGUUCGAGGUUAUAUAUGUUCAAGUCACACUUCAAGGUCAGUCGGAAAAUCAAGGUCACACUUCAAGGUGAACCGGAAACUCAAGGUCACACUUCAGGUCACUAGAAAACUCAAGCUCACCCUUCAAGGUUAAUCGAAAACACAAGGUCACACUUCAAGGUUACUCGAAAACUUAAGGUCACACUUCAAGGUCACUCGAAAACUCAAGGUCUCGCUUCAAGGUCACUCAGAAACUCAAGGUCACUCGGAAACUCAAG
This is a messenger RNA of Acanthoscelides obtectus, 605 nucleotides long. The record is from the annotation of a GenBank genome assembly. NCBI's taxonomy places the organism in Eukaryota, Metazoa, Arthropoda, Insecta, Coleoptera, Chrysomelidae.